Microplitis demolitor is the source of this 1169-nucleotide messenger RNA. Its product is annotated as histone H1-like. Lineage: Eukaryota; Metazoa; Arthropoda; Insecta; Hymenoptera; Braconidae. The record is from RefSeq and is a predicted model, not a curated record. Gene Ontology annotation, biological process: negative regulation of DNA recombination; chromosome condensation; nucleosome assembly. Bases 73 to 744 code for a protein of 223 amino acids. Gene Ontology annotation, cellular component: nucleosome; nucleus. Gene Ontology annotation, molecular function: nucleosomal DNA binding; double-stranded DNA binding; structural constituent of chromatin. The transcript has a single exon.
AUCAAUAACGUCAGAUUAUUGAAACUCUUUACUCGUUUUCGUAAAAAGUAAUACGCGAUAAAUUUUGUCAAGAUGACUGAAACAUCUGUGUCUCCGGCUCCCGUUGAAGAAAAGACUGUUGCCAAGGUCGACGCUCCUAAAAAAGCAGCACCGAAAGCCAGAAAACCAUCGGCCAAACCAACCCAUCCGAGCACUGCUGAUAUGGUUAAAACUGCCAUCAAAACUCUUGGUGAACGUGGAGGUUCAUCUCUUCAGGCCAUCAAAAAGUACAUCGCUGCAACCUACAAGGUCGACGUUGAAAAACAAGCGCCGUUCAUCAAGAAAUUCUUGAAGGGAGCCGUCACCAAGGGAACCCUGGUUCAAACCAAAGGAAAAGGUGCUUCUGGAUCAUUCAAACUUGCCGUCGAAAAAGCUGCAUCCAAACUAAAAGCAACUAGUGUGAAAAAAGCUGCACCGAAGAAACCUGCAGCGGCCAAGAAACCAGCAGUCAAGAAGACUUCCGGUGAAGCCAAAGCUCCAGCCAAGAAAGCCACUGCUCCUAAAAAAGCAGCAGUUAAGAAACCAGCUGCAGCAAAAAAACCAGUAGCUGCCAAAGCACCAGCUAAACCUAAAUCUGCUGCACCAAAGGCCAAGAAAGCAGUCAAAGGUCCAACAGCUAAACCUAAAUCACCUAAACCUAAGAAGGUCGCUGCACCAAAAACACCUAAAGCUGCAGCCAGGAAAGCACCUGCAGUCAGAAAAUAAAUCUUCAAUUCAUCGUUAUAAAUUAAAACAAAAAACGGCCCUUUUCAGGGCCAAACAAAUUUUUCAAAACGUAAAAUACUCUUCGAGAUUAUUUGAAUUCAGUUUAAGUUAUCGAUAACCCGCAAUAUUCCUCUCUUUAAUCCUUAACAAUUACAUUUAGUAAAUAAGUUUAUUUAACAUUAUGAUAUCCUCUACAUAAAUUUUGAUAAUUUUACUCAAUUCCUUAGACAAAUGACCAAGUUUCUUUUGAUACUUCAGAUUUUUAAUGAUGAUCAUAUUAAUUGAGCAACAAUAUUGUUAAUGUAGCUUUAAAUUCUCAUCUCGCUCCAUAUUUCCGGUUUGAUUAUUUAAAAUAAAUGUUUUAAAAAUGACAAGUAAUUUUAUAAAAAAUAAUGGGUUUGCUUCUGUAAAUUUGAAAAUGUCAA